AUUGGCCGAAGCAGUGAGUGGACGGCCGCGGAUUGGCUGUGCUCAGCGGCGGGCUGAGCAACUGGAGUGAGGGGAGCAGUUGGGCCAAGAUGGCGGCCGCCGAGGGACCCGUGAGCGACGGCGAGCUGUGGCAGACCUGGCUUCCUAACCACGUCGUGUUCUUGCGGCUCCGGGAGGGACUGAAAAACCAGAGUCCAGCCGAAGCUGAGAAACCAACUUCUUCGUCGUUGCCUUCGUCGCCGCCGCCGCAGUUGCUGACGAGAAACGUGGUCUUUGGCCUCGGCGGAGAGCUCUUCCUGUGGGACGGAGAAGACAGCUCCUUCUUAGUCGUUCGCCUUCGGGGCCCCAGCGGCGGCGGCGGCGGCGAAGAGCCCGCCCUGUCCCAGUACCAGAGAUUGCUUUGCAUAAAUCCACCGCUGUUUGAAAUCUAUCAAGUCUUGUUAAGCCCAACACAACAUCAUGUAGCACUUAUAGGAAUAAAAGGACUUAUGGUAUUAGAAUUACCUAAAAGAUGGGGGAAGAAUUCUGAAUUUGAAGGUGGAAAAUCAACAGUGAAUUGUAGUACCACUCCAGUUGCUGAGAGAUUUUUCACCAGUUCCACCUCUCUGACUCUAAAGCAUGCUGCAUGGUAUCCAAGUGAAAUCCUGGAUCCCCACGUGGUGCUGUUAACAUCAGACAACGUAAUCAGAAUUUACUCACUACGUGAGCCCCAGACACCCACUAAGGUGAUUAUACUUUCAGAAGCCGAAGAGGAAAGUCUAGUACUCAAUAAAGGAAGGGCAUAUACCGCAUCUCUAGGAGAGACAGCAGUUGCAUUUGACUUUGGGCCGUUGGCAGCAGUCCCAAAGACUCUAUUUGGACAAAAAGGCAAAGAUGAAGUAGUGGCAUACCCACUGUACAUCUUAUAUGAGAAUGGAGAGACUUUCCUGACAUACAUCAGUCUGUUACACAGCCCUGGAAAUACUGGAAAGCUGUUGGGUCCAUUGCCCAUGCAUCCUGCGGCUGAAGAUAACUAUGGUUAUGAUGCGUGUGCUAUCCUCUGCUUACCCUGUGUCCCCAAUAUCUUAGUGAUCGCCACUGAAUCAGGAAUGCUGUAUCACUGUGUCGUGCUAGAAGGGGAAGAAGAAGAUGACCACACGUCAGAAAAGUCCUGGGAUUCCAGGAUUGACCUCAUUCCUUCUCUGUAUGUGUUUGAAUGUGUUGAGUUGGAGCUUGCUUUGAAACUGGCAUCUGGAGAGGAUGACCCUUUUGAUUCUGACUUUUCUUGUCCAAUCAAACUUCAUAGAGAUCCCAAGUGUCCUUCAAGGUAUCACUGUACUCAUGAAGCUGGUGUACAUAGUGUUGGGCUAACUUGGAUUCAUAAACUUCACAAAUUUCUUGGAUCAGAUGAAGAAGAUAAGGAUAGUUUACAGGAACUCUCUACAGAACAGAAAUGCUUUGUUGAACACAUCCUUUGUACGAAGCCAUUGCCCUGCAGGCAGCCAGCUCCAAUUCGAGGAUUUUGGAUUGUACCUGACAUUCUGGGACCCACGAUGAUCUGCAUCACCAGUACCUAUGAAUGCCUCAUAAGGCCGUUAUUAAGUACAGUCCAUCCAGCGUCUCCUCCCCUGCUUUGUACUCGAGAAGAUGUUGAAGUGGCAGAGUCUCCCCUCCGUGUUCUGGCUGAAACCCCAGAUUCCUUUGAAAAGCAUAUUAGAAGCAUUUUGCAACGUAGUGUUGCCAAUCCAGCAUUUUUGAAAGCUUCUGAAAAGGACAUAGCCCCUCCUCCUGAAGAAUGCCUUCAGCUUCUCAGCAGAGCCACCCAGGUGUUCAGAGAGCAGUACAUUCUCAAACAGGACUUGGCAAAGGAGGAGAUUCAGCGGAGGGUCAAAUUAUUAUGUGACCAAAGAAAGAAACAACUAGAAGACCUCAAUUAUUGUCGAGAAGAGAAGAAAAGUCUGCGGGAAAUGGCUGAGCGUUUAGCUGACAAAUAUGAGGAAGCUAAAGAAAAACAAGAGGAUAUCAUGAACAGGAUGAAAAAAGUACUUCACAGUUUUCACUCUGAGCUCCCAGUUCUCUCUGAUAGUGAGCGAGACAUGAAGAAAGAAUUACAGCUGAUACCUGAUCAACUUCGACAUUUGGGCAAUGCCAUCAAACAGGUUACUAUGAAAAAGGACUAUCAACAGCAAAAGAUGGAGAAGGUGUUGAGUCUUCAAAAACCCACCAUUACUCUCAGUGCCUACCAGCGAAAGUGCAUUCAGUCCAUCCUGAAGGAGGAGGGUGAACACAUAAGGGAAAUGGUGAAGCAAAUCAAUGAUAUCCGCAAUCAUGUAAACUUCUGACACCACCAGGAGCUGACUCACACCUGAACUGAACACCAUUGAAGGCUUAAACCCAUAUUGUAAAACAGGUAGCAUUAUCUAAUUUAUAAAAAGGCAUUUUGGAUGACCUUUGGUGUGGUUGUUCAUCUUUUUAAAUAUUUUUGUUUUAUAAUUAUUGAAUAAAUGCUUUUAUUUAAAA
Nomascus leucogenys (northern white-cheeked gibbon) is the source of this 2499-nucleotide messenger RNA. RefSeq names its product nucleoporin 88 (gene NUP88). Gene Ontology annotation, cellular component: nuclear pore. Gene Ontology annotation, biological process: protein import into nucleus; ribosomal large subunit export from nucleus; mRNA export from nucleus. Gene Ontology annotation, molecular function: structural constituent of nuclear pore. NCBI's taxonomy places the organism in Eukaryota, Metazoa, Chordata, Mammalia, Primates, Hylobatidae. The record is from RefSeq and is a predicted model, not a curated record.